ACUAAAAAUCAUUCAAAUACGGGAAUUAUUUUCAGAAAAUUAGGCUUUUGCUGAGAGAGGAUUGACACCAUUCAAACAUGGAUACCACCGGUACAUACGAAAGUGUGAACACUUUCGAAAGCAGUCUAGAAUUCAAUGGAAAAGAUUUGUACAAGAUUAGCUGGUAUUCAACGGAGAUAUUUACUCCCACACAACGUAUUAUAUUUUUUGCUGUAUUUAUCUUUUUGGGUGUGUUUGGAGUAUUUGCAAACGGUGUUACCAUUUUUGUGAUCACGAAGAAUAAGGAGCUUAAAAAGUCUGCGUUCAACAUUCUUCUAGUAAGUCUCUGCGUCUCCAAUUUCAUUUCUGCUUCUAAUAGUUCUAUUCAAUCCUAUCGUUUGUUAUGGUCUUUGAGGACGUACACUGGACCGGAAUUUUUUUGCAAGAUAACUCAUAGUUUUUGUAUUUGGACCGAAUACGUUACAGUUCAACAUAUCCUAAUAUUCAGCAUUGUUCGUCUGUAUGCGCUGAAAUGUCCGAUGCGUGUCAAGCGUGUGUUUACGGCGAGCAUAGCAAAGAUUACGGCUGUUGUUAUCUGGUGGGAAGUGUUUUUAGUAGCAGCAAUAUUUCGCUAUAUGUUUGCGGCUAAUUAUCCAGUACAACCAGAUUUAGCUUUUUCGGGCUGCGUUCCAGUCGGACUUGAAUGGUCAUAAUUGAGUGAAAUUUACAAUCCUAUUUUUCUACAUAUAUUUCUUGAUUGAAGGAUUUAAUCAAUUUCACAAACAUACCUAAAUCCUGAUGUAAUUCUUGAUGCCAAUAACUAUUUUAUAACUCUGAUUUAGUAAAAUAACCUAUAUAUAUGGCAUAAUAUUAUUGUGUCACCAGUUUAAUACCAAAUAUUUUGGACAUAUAC
Molecule: messenger RNA, 892 nt
Organism: Styela clava
Lineage: Eukaryota; Metazoa; Chordata; Ascidiacea; Stolidobranchia; Styelidae
Source: RefSeq, a predicted model, not a curated record